Molecule: messenger RNA, 1892 nt
Organism: Vombatus ursinus (common wombat)
Lineage: Eukaryota; Metazoa; Chordata; Mammalia; Diprotodontia; Vombatidae
Product: loricrin-like
Exons: 3
Coding region: 411-1577 (388 amino acids)
Cellular component (GO): cornified envelope
Molecular function (GO): structural constituent of skin epidermis
Source: RefSeq, a predicted model, not a curated record
UCUUUGACCUCUGUGAUGCUGUCAAGGCCCAAAAACACACUAAGAACCUUGGGUCAAUAGCCUAGCAAGCUCCUCAUGCCAUUCGUUCCUUGCCAGAUCUUUCAGAAACAAUGCCUGCCAUCCUCCCUUGUUGACCCUUGCUGGCAUCAUUGCAUCAGGAAUGGAGCCAAGUCACCUGCCAGGCUGCACAUUUCAAGAAUCUGAAGUGGUCCACCCUAUGCCUUCAUUGAGGGGGAGGUGGGGCCCCAUAGCAGGAGCGGUCACGUAGAGAGUGGCUCACAAAUGCAAAUGAGGAAUCAGGCAGAGUAUAAAAGGCUCUGGAACCGAGUGUUCCUCACACAGCUCAGCUAGCUUCUCUUCUUGCUUAUCCCUCUUGGUGAUCCAGCUCUUCAUCCCCUGCUACUGAGAAGAUGUCUUACCAGAAGACCCAGCCCACACCCCAGCCCCCAGUAGGCUGUGUCAAGGUCUCCCGCGGCGGCGGCGGCGGCGGCGGCGGCGGCGGCAGCGGCUCAGGCGGCGGCGGAUCCGGCUGCGGCGGCGGUAGCAGCGGCGGUGGCGGCGGUGGCGGCGGCGGCUACUGCUACUCCAGCGGCGGCGGCUCAGGUGGCGGUGGCUCCGGCUGCGGCGGCGGUAGCGGCGGCGGUGGCAGCGGCGGCUACUGCUACACCAGCGGCGGUAGCUCAGGCGGCGGAGGAUCCAGCUGUGGGGGAGGUAGCAGCGGGGGCGGCAGCGGCGGCGGCAGCGGCGGCUACUGCUAUACCAGCGGCGGCGGCGGCUCCGGCAGUGGCGGUGGCUCCUCCUACUAUCCCAGCCAACAGAAGUACUCGGGCAGCAGCGGCGGCGGCGGCGGCGGCGGCGGCGGCUCCGGGGGCAGCGGGGGCGGCUACAGCUGCGGAGGCGGUUCCGGGGGCGGCUCUAGCGGCGGCUCCAGCUGCGGAGGCUACUCCGGCGGCGGCGGCGGCUCCGGGGGCAGCGGGGGCGGCUACAGCUGCGGAGGCGGUUCCGGGGGCGGCUCUAGCGGCGGCUCCAGCUGCGGAGGCUACUCCGGCGGCGGCGGCUCGGGCUGCGGCGGAGGCUACUCCGGGGGUGGCGGGGGUGGCUCCAGCUGCGGAGGCGGCUCCGGGGGCGGCUCUAGCGGCGGCUACUACUCCGGCGGCGGCGGCGGCUCCAGCGGCGGCGGCUACUCUUCUCAGCAGUGCGUCCAAGCUCCAUCACAGCAGAGCAGCGGAGGGGGAUCAUACGGAGGCGGCUCCAGCGGCGGCGGCUCCGGAGGCGGCUCCGGCGGUGGCAGUUGCUACCCCACCGGCGGGGGCGGCUCCAGCGGCGUCGGCUGCUUCCCCAGCGGCGGCGGCUCCAGCGGCGUCGGCUGCUUCCCCAGCGGCGGCGGCUCCAGCGGCGUCGUCUGUUUCCCCAGCGGCGGCGGCUCCGGCGGCGGCGGCUCCUCCGGCUGCGGCGGCGGCUCCAGCGGCGGGGGUGGCUCCGGGGGGAGUGGCGGAGGCUCCUCCGGGGGUGGCAAGGGAGUGCCCGUGGCCCACCAGACCCAGCAGAAGCAGGCACCUUGCUGGCCAACCAAGUAAACCAUCCUGCCCGGCACCCAGAGGAAUGAGCAAAAAGUUUGUUCUGGCUGCGGCCUAUAGGUUUACAAUUCUCAUGAUAUUGCCUUAAGUUUCACCAAAUGCCUUCAAUUCUUCCUCAGCCUCUAAAACGAAGGGGUCUCCUUUCAGCUGCCCCUUAACCUCGAUGGCAGUUCCAACUCCUGUGUCUUGUUCUCCGGAAUAUUUCACCCGACUGGGAAAUGGCAUCAUCCCAUCUACAGACCCCCUCUUCACCCUAGCUCUGUACCACCAUCUUCCUAUUUUGCCCUAAGCCAAUAAACUUGCAAUUCAUGAGAA